Myxocyprinus asiaticus (Chinese sucker) is the source of this 4424-nucleotide messenger RNA. It is a transcript of the gene wdr41, whose product is annotated as WD repeat domain 41. Gene Ontology annotation, cellular component: lysosomal membrane. NCBI's taxonomy places the organism in Eukaryota, Metazoa, Chordata, Actinopteri, Cypriniformes, Catostomidae. The record is from RefSeq and is a predicted model, not a curated record. Gene Ontology annotation, molecular function: protein binding. The coding region runs from base 471 to 1823 and encodes 450 amino acids. The transcript has 13 exons. Gene Ontology annotation, biological process: regulation of autophagy.
CGCAGAUUGUUUGGUAGUCAGCAGUUGAUGUGAAGCUGUCAUAGAUUAAAGGCAUAUCUGUUGAAAGAAAUGCCUUCUAUGUGAUUAACGUUGAUUUUCUUUUUGCGUUUUUUAUUAUCGACGUAUAUUUUACCUGUUUAAUGUUAAUUUAAUUUAAUUGGCUCGCGAGCAGAACCGGCGCAGAAGUGUUACAUUGUAUCAGACGCGUGACGCGCCCUGUCAAUCAAAUGUUGCUACAAUGUUGCGCUUCGUCACUGUUGUAAAUACAUUCCAAUAGGGAUUCAAUUAACAUGAUUGAUAAUUUAUUGAUAAAGACCGCUCAUCUGGAAUAUUAGCAGGAGGCAUUGUGAGUUUGACAGUCUGUUUCGCAAUACGCCGCUACACUGAUUUGCUGUUAUAUUGUUUUUGUUUGCAUCAAAAAACUGUUGGAUUGCAUGCACAAUUUUGGUGUUUUAUUUUAAAAUACCACCAUGCUGCGAUGGAUUCUGGGCGGUCGGGAGGCACAGGGGACAGUAGAGAAGAGCGCGGCGCUGUUCAUUGGGGAGGAACAGCCCAAAAACUGUUUCACGGAGAUGCAGGUGCUGAAAGGACACUUUGACAUUGUUCGAUUUCUGGUGCAGAUUGAUGACUUAAGGUUUGCAUCGGCAGGUGAUGAUGGCUUGGUACUCAUUUGGAAUGUUGAGACGGGUGAUUGUUUGUUGGAGUUGCGUGGUCAUACGCAGCAGAUCACUGCGAUGACAUCAUACACCCUCAUCAGAGGCGGAAACGCACACACUGCAAUUAUUACUGCAUCAUCAGACCGCACACUCAGUUUAUGGGAUCCAGACACAGGAAACAGAGUUCAGAAUGUGUCUGAUCUACAGUCCUCUGUGAAGUGUUUGCUGGUGUUGGAUCGUUUGAACUUGUGGCUCUCAGGUGGAAAUGAAAUGUGUGUGUGGAAUAGAGACUUUGAGCUGCAGUGUAAAACUGUUCAUCACAGCGAUGGAGGUAUCUCGGCCAUGGUGGAAUUACCGAAGAACUUCAUUGCAGCUGCCAUGGAUAAAGAGAUUGUGAUAUUUAAAUUGAAUGUAUCCGGGUCAGAUACUGCUGUUAUGGCCAUACGACAUCUAGCUGACCAUCAGGACACCAUCCGAUCUCUUAUCAACAUUAAUGAUAAGUUGUUUGCGAGUGGCUCUUAUAUCGGUGAGCUCAUCCUCUGGGAUUCUGUGGAUUGGACGAUCCAGGCUUAUGAGCUCAUUUUGUGGGAGGAGCCAGCGGGAGAUGGCCAAUCAGAGGUCAGACUGACUCACCAAAAACAGAUUGAGAGGUCCAUUCAACACAUGAGCUCAGAUGGAGAGAUAAUUGUGGCAGCUGUAGGCAGUGGUCUGUAUGUUUAUAAUGUGCCAAUGAAGAGUGUAGUGGCAUACAGGAAGAUCGCUCAUGAUUCUGAUAUCUUACAAACCAUGCUGCAGGAAGAUGGGCAUUUAAUGUCAUGCUCUGAGGACGGGAGUGUGAGGAUGUGGGAGUUGCAGGACCUCCCUUUACCUGCUGAACCCGCCUCCUCAGGGUUUUUUGGGAUGUUUGGCACCUUCGGUAGGUCUAGUAAACAGAGUGGCCCUCCUGCCAAGAAACUCCCAGAGGUCCCUGGUCUGCGCUCACUGGAACUGACGGGUGAUCUGAUUGGUCACUCUGGAGCUGUGCAGAUGUUUCUGAGUUUCAAGGAGAAGGGUCUGGUCACCUGCUCCACAGAUCACCUGGUCAUCGUGUGGAAAGAUGGAGAGUUGCAGUCGCAGCUGCGCAGUCUCGCCCUCUUCCAGAAGCUGGAGGACAAUCAGGGACUAUGAAAAUUCAUUCCCAGGCCUGGGAUCAUUUUCUGUGUCCUAAAAGCAUAAUUUAAGGCAUGCAAGUACAGUUUAAAUGUUGAACACUUUUCUUUGCCAUACUGACUCUUUGCAAAGCCUGACAUUGUUUUAUAUUCAUAGUCAUAAUGUGCUUUAAAACAUUUAUAAUGCCGUAAAAUGGAUGUUAUGAUUUUUCUUGUUUUAUGAAUGGCUGUUAAAUCAGUGUCUUACUGUAAUUUUUUAAAACCUGUUAAUUUGUAUAUACUAGGUGAUUUAUGUGGUAUGAGAAUAUUUUGACGUGUUGUUUAUCUUUAAAACAGAAUGUUUGAUUGCACAUGUAACUUGAAUACCUCUUGAAUGUAUGCUUUUGUAUUCUUUCGUAGCACUUUACAAUAAGUUACUAUAUGUUAAUAUUAGGCAAUGCAUUAAGGGGUCAUGUAUUAACAAUGAGCAACAUUUUUACAGCAUUAAUCUUGGUUCAUGUUUAUUUAGAAAUAUACUAUUGUUCUUUUUUAAUCUUAAUUCAUUAACAUAUACAACUUUUGAAAAUGUGUUAGUGUAUGUGAAGUAAAUAUAAUGCAAGAUUAAUAAAUGCGGUAAAAGUAUUGUUUAUUGUUAGUUUGUCAACGUAUACAAUUUUGUUUUAAAGUAUAACAUUUUCUAUUAGCAAAACUGCAGUUGAUUUAUGCUUGGUGUGUACAUGUAAAUUCAGAUCAAAAAUACUUUAUUGCAAAAAAAAUGUAUCUCACAAACAAUGGUUUCAAAGUUGGAGUGACAUCUCCAAAUAACAGUAGCUGGAGAGAAAAUCGAACAUCAGUACAGCAAAUUUUAUCCAACAUAGAAUCUUUUGUACAACUGACAAUAAAGUAAAAGUAUUCGAAAGACAAAACCAAACUGUAGAAUGGUAUGUGAUCAUUUUUUCUCUCAGUAAAGUUUAAUUAAAAAUAGUUUAUAUACAUUUGUGCAGGGGAUAAUGCUGUAUUGUGCAUUCCCCAUAACUAUACUUCAAAAAUACAGUAAUUGGCACAGAAUCUGCAUCCAUUCAUCCAUUAAUGCAGUUUACACUCGCUAAUCAAACCUGUCCAUGUCUAAUUCAGUUCUCAGAGCAUGACCCAUCCCUAAUUAUGUCAUCAUGAGGUCAUAAUGGCAUGCCAGCAGGAGAGCCCUUAGAUAGUGAGGGAGAAGAAUGAAUCUGAAAAUAAUAACCAACACAACAUUUAAAUAUGACCAGGGACUGUUAUACCUCUAUUAUGAGACAGAUAAUAAAAUCAUCAUAGAAACAAAACAUCUCUCUCUCUACAGUAAACAUAUACUGUGUGUGUGUGUGUGUGUAUAUAUAUACACAUACACACUAACGGCCAAAAGUUGAUGAUACAGAUUUUGCUCUUAUGGAAAUAAAUUGGUACUUUUAUUCACCAAAGUGGCAUUCAACUGAUCACAAUGUAUAGUCAGGAUUUGAAAAAACUGAAACUACUUCAAAGAGUUCUCAUCAAAAAUCCUCCACGUGCAGCAUUGACAGCUUUGCAGAUCCUUGGUAUUCUAGCUGUCAGUUUGUCCAGAUACUCAGGUGACAUUUCACCCCACACUUCCUGUAGCACUUGCCAUAGAUGUGGCUGUCUUGUCGGGCACUUCUCACGCACCUUACAGUCUAGCUGAUCCCACAAAAGCUCAAUGGGGUUAAGAUCCAUAACACUCUUUUCCAAUUAUCUGUUGUUCAAUGUCUGUGUUUCUUUGCCCACUCUAACCUUUUCUUUUUGUUUUUCUGUUUCAAAAGUGGCUUUUUCUUUGCAAUUCUUCCCAUAAGGCCUGCACCCCUGAGUCUUCUCUUUACUGUUGUACAUGAAACUGGUGUUGAGCGGGUAGAAUUCAAUGAAGCUGUCAGCUGAGGACAUGUGAGGCAUCUGUUUCUCAAACUAGAGACUCUGAUGUACUUAUCCUCUUGUUUAGUUGUACAUCUGGCCUUCCACAUCUCUUUCUGUCCUUGUUAGCGUCAGUUGUCCUUUGUCUUUGAAGACUGUAGUGUACACCUUUGUAUGAAAUCUUCAGUUUUUUGGCAAUUUCAAGCAUUGUAUAGCCAUCAUUCCUCAAAACAAUGAUUGACUGACAAGUUUCUAGAGAAAGCUGUUUCUUUUUUUGCCAUUUUUGACCUAAUAUUGACCUUAAGACAUGCCAGUCUAUUGCAUACUGUGGCAACUCAAAAACAAAGACAAUGUUAAGCUUCAUUUAACGAACCAAAUAGCUUUCAACUGUGUUUGAUAUAAUGGCAAGUGAUUUUAUAGUACAAAAUGAGCAAUUUAGCAUGAUUACUCAAGGAUAAGGUGUUGGAUUGAUGGCUGCUGGAAAUGGGGCCUGUCUAGAUUUGAUCAAAAAUUACUUUUUUCAAAUAGUGAUGGUGCUGUUUUUUUUUUUUACAACAAUAAUGUCCUGACUAUACUUUGUGAUAAGUUGAAUGCCACUUUGGUGAAAUAAAGAACCAAUUUCCUUCCAAAACGUCAAAAUCUGUACAUUAUUCCAAACUUUUGGCCGCCUGUGUGUGUGUGUGUGUGUGUGUGUGUGUGUGUGUAUAUAUAUAUAUAUAUAUAUAUAUAUAUAUAUAUAUAUAUA